CUUAGAACUCCAAUUUUAAACGUUGUUGGUUGUUUUUUCUUGAUCUGUUCUUCUGUUUAAUAAUUUAGAAAACCUUAAAUUCAUUGUCUAUCACUCAUUAACUUGCUUUUAAGGUGAAUACGUGUUCUAUUUUCAAUAUUUCACUAAUGAUUGCAUUAUUCUUCGACAGGAAGUCUCAACAUCUUGUUUACGUGAUGUCGAACAUAAAUGCUACAAGCAACUUCAUUGGUCUAUUCUUUUUCACUUUUACCGAACCAACCAAUCAAAAAAGUUCUUAUGAACUAUCACGAGAACACUAAGUUCUCCUGAAAAAUAUCUUUCUUUUCAUUAAAAGUAUAAAUAGCAUGUAAUUUGUCAGUUAUAACAUGAUAAUUCUUUUCCAAAUCAUAAUAUUAUACAUUCAGGAAUACUUGGAAAAUCGAAAAAUGGCCAGUCGAGGACGUGGAAGAGGGAGAGGAAGAGGUGUUUCAAUUGAAGGGAAUCCUUCCUUUGGCAGUUCAGACAAGUCUUCAGUACCAGCGGCAUCAAGUCCUAUGACAGGCAUACGUCCUCAAUUCUAUCCUGGUAUUGGUCGUGGUGCUUCAAAGUCACAACCUUCAUGGCCUUCACCUCCAGGAUCUAUCGCCCAGCAGAAUCCCAACAGACAUACACCGAUACAACAAACCAGAAGACAAACUCCAGUUCAACAAUCGUUAAGUUCUAAACAACAUCAGGACCGCAUGAAUAAAUAUACACAGCAAGAUGUCAUCUCAGCUUCUCGCCCCCAACAGAAUGUAAACUUAUUAAAUCCAGAAAAAAUAUCAUCUGUACCAUCAUAUCAUGAGACCACGAUGGGUCACGCUCAAUCAAGUGUGACCUAUGACAACCAUUCACCAAAGAAUAAAGUCCCGAUUGAUUUUGGAGUUGAUUGUUUUGACAGUGAUGAUGAUUCUGAUUAUGAAGGUUUCAUGCUUGAUGAUGGACAAAGCCAAACAAAACCAGUACCAAAGAUGCUCACGAAACCUGGAAAAAAGACUCAAGAACCAGUUCGCAAAGUAGACCUUGCGCAAAGUAUACUAGAUGCCAAUCCGAAUGUUAAUCCAUUAUGGCUUGAAAAGAAAUUGAAAUCAGACAAGCAGACACAUUCAGAUAUAUCUUACAGCAGUAAACCAAUAUUAAAUUCAUUGGAGAAAGAGUGGUCAUCUUCAAAUAAAAAUAAAACCAAGUUCCGCGAAAUUGUUGACCGAUCAUUUAAUAGAUCUCAGAACCCAUACCAGCUUGUUUUGUAUUUAGUACAGCAUGCAAAGGAUUUUCACAGUGGGAAAACAACAACAAUGCCAUUUUGUAUUAUGCAAGAAUUUACUAAAUGGACUGAAAUUAAAGGAAAACAGUAUGAACAUUUAUUGAAUGAAGUGACCAGAUUAGAGGCUUUUCUCAUGGGAGUUAAGAAUAACAUGAUAUUAAUGGACAUGGUUGUUAAGGCAUUCAAGUUAUAUUACCAUGGCAACCAGUUCUUCAUAUCCCAUAUCAGGCCUAUGGUAGAGAAAAAAGAUUAUAAAAUGGCAUCACAGUGUAUUUCCAAGCUUGGCUUACAAGAGCACUUUGAUUUUGAAGAGAUUGUGAUUCCUCUGUUAUUGACAGAUAAAGUGAAUUUGAUUGAGAGUUACGUCUACAGGAACAAGGCAGCGCAAAUAAAGAUUGUACAACUCUUGGAUAGACUCUGUGACAAGUCUGUAGAUAUUGGCCAUAUUGUCCGUGAACAUAAGUUAGAGGAUGUUCGCAUGGAAAAGUUACAGCAUAAGGUGCUGAGUAAACUUGCUAUCAGGCUGUCAAAGAUCUACAACAUUCCAGUGGAUCUUUGCCCAAACAUCAACCGAGCACGAACGCUCAGUGGAAUCAGAUAUCUAAUGUAUAAGAAGUACAUAGAAAAGACGCUGAAUGAUGAUAACUGGAGUGAACUUCUUGAGGGUUACAUUGGAGAGGAUAUCUCAUUGGCUGAACAAGUGGUGGAUUCUCUCAUUGGCUAUGAUGAUGUCGCAGAAGCAGCUAAGUGGGCCCGCAGAUACCAGAUCUCAGAAGACGUCCUCCCUGGGAAUGUUAUUGAAGCAAUGGGUCAACAGACUGACCUCCAAACAGAUGGUUUGGCUACUGCAAAUUCACAAGAAGAGACAUCAGAGGAUUGGGGUGCUGAAUGUUAUGCAGAGGAAACUGUGAAAAAUGCACACUACCACUCACUGUCCAUACCCCUGGGUAAUAUUAUAUUUGUUAACACCGAACAGUUGUAUACUGACUGUUUGAGGCAUGUCACAAAAGAUGGCAGUGUAGUGGGAAUAGAUGCAGAAUGGAGGCCUACCAUAGGAGCAAAUAUGGUGCAGAGAAUGGCGACCCUUCAGCUUGCAUGUCAAGACAAGGUUUACAUUUUGGAUAUGUUAACACUGGACAAUAUCCUUACAGAGCAACACUGGGUGCAAUUUGGAGAAAAAUUCUUCGCAAAUUCAAACAUUCUAAAACUUGGGUUUGGAAUUGGAACAGAUCUUGCCAUGUUGGUAAAGUCAUUCCCCAGCAUGUCCCAAAGUUUGAUGGAGCUCAGGCGAGUGGUCGACCUACAAACUGUCAACCACCUUGUACACAGAGCAAUGGAGGUCAUACAGGACCAUAAGCCUCCAGCAUUUGAUGAUGUAGCAUUUAAUGAUGCAAGUGACAGUGAUGAAUGCAGUGAUAAAGCAAGCACUGCAAGUGAUAUUAGUGUGCCAAGAAGUGAUGCUAGUGUGGGAAAACGUGCAAUUGAGUCUCCAGCCAGGCCAAAGAUUAAGAAGGUGGUGAAAAGUGAAGAGAAGGGUCUCAGUGAUGUGGUUCGUCGACAUCUGGGGAAACCGCUAGACAAAGCUGAGCAGAUGUCUAAUUGGGAGAGAAGACCUCUAAGACAGCCACAGCUUGUAUAUGCAGCUCUUGAUGCCUUCUGCCUGUUGGAGCUAUACAGGGUGUUCCAAGACAAUGUACGCACACACAGACUACAGGUUGACCUAGAACCAGUGCUAUCCUCUAAAUGGUCCAAAGUUGGCAAAAGCAAAUCUCAAAGACAACGAGCCAGAGUAGCUGAACGUCCCGUCAUGACAAAACAAACAGUACAGGAGUUGGUGUCUAAGGUUAAGCCUAGUGGUUCAGUGAUCAAACCAAACCAAUUCAAGGUGGUAGUAGACUCCAUGUUGCAAGGUCUUGGGAGCAAACUACGCUGUUGUGGAGUAGAUGUCAGGAUAUUGGAGAAUAAUGAGGACCACCAUGCAGCUGCUAAGAUUGCACAAGAUGAAGGUAGAAUUAUACUGACCAGUGGCUCCCCCUAUAGAAUGUUACGUGGCUAUGUGGGUGAAUCAAUGUGUAUGGAUGUACCUCAGGCUAAAGUUUGGGACCAAGUGUCUGAGGUCCUUCAACGCUACAAUGUUCAAGUCUCCCAAGAGGAUAUCUUUAGCCGAUGUCAGGUUUGUAAUGCCAUGAAUUACAUCACAAUGAAACCAGAUUUACUACUCAAGUUAUGGGAGAGAAAACAAUGGCUACUCUCUGAAGGACACACAAAUGCUGGAUACACUGGACUCCCUUCUCCACAGUCGCUGAAAUCGAACGCCUCGCCUGAAAUAAGCAUGGAAAAAGUAACAAUCAAUGGGGCUCCAAUCAAAGUGAAGCAUAUCCCGAGAGCUAUAAUAGAUCAAGUUGAUUUGUUUUAUGUAUGUGCUACUUGCGGUAAAGUAGUUUGGGAGGGAUCACAUUUUGCAAGAGUGAAAGAACAAUUUGGACAUGUGAUCACACCCAGUGAGGACCCCACUGCUUCUGUUUAUACCAAGUUCAAGGGAAAUGAUCAAUGAGAUUAUGAAGGUAUUAACAGGCAUUAGGAUGAUGAUAUGGAAUGAAGGUAACAGUUAUCUUCCCUUCACUGAAUCAGGUGGAGGAGUGUAUUUGCAAUCUUGCAUACAGUUGAACACCUAUUUGCAACCACUAAUGAAUGAGAAGAUUAGAAUCGUUGAAUAUUGACACAUUUUGCCUAACUUUAGCUUAGGUGUAUGGUAUAAAGAAUUUAGUCCCAAUUUUUGGGAAAUCUGACAAAUUGACCUAGACAUACAUGUAUUUCAUGUAACUGGAAACAUGGGAAAGCUUUCCUAAAAUGCUGCAAUGGGCUCAUUACAAUUAUCCUAAGUAUAUUAGGGAUUUGGUGCUAUUUUAUGAAAUUUUAUUUUUGCAUCAAGUCUCUGGAACUCCCCUCUGUACUUCACCUCCUAGGUGUUGUGGGAUUGAGGUAUGUACGGGGUGAGAGGUCGCAAAGGUUUUUAUGUAAGACUAAUAAUGAAAUUUUGUCAUUGUAUUACCUUGAUUUAAAUUGUCUAUAGCAGUAACCAAAGGCUUCAAAAAGGCACAAUUAGAGACUCAUUUACACAUAAUUAAAUGCUGAAUGCUAACUGUAUUAUCAUAUGUAUGUUGGAAAUGAUAUUGUUUGAAUGAUAAAUAGAAUGUUUGUUGUA
This is a messenger RNA of Owenia fusiformis, 4487 nucleotides long. The record is from the annotation of a GenBank genome assembly. NCBI's taxonomy places the organism in Eukaryota, Metazoa, Annelida, Polychaeta, Sabellida, Oweniidae.